Ceratotherium simum simum (southern white rhinoceros) is the source of this 943-nucleotide messenger RNA. It is a transcript of the gene LBH, whose product is annotated as LBH regulator of Wnt signaling pathway. Lineage: Eukaryota; Metazoa; Chordata; Mammalia; Perissodactyla; Rhinocerotidae. Gene Ontology annotation, biological process: positive regulation of DNA-templated transcription. Gene Ontology annotation, cellular component: nucleus. The record is from RefSeq and is a predicted model, not a curated record.
GCUCGGUGGAGAACCGAGAGCUCCGUCUUCACUGUCGACGCAGCUGGCAGUGGGUCUGUCUCCGGAAGGCGGACUGGCGAACGCCCAGUGCCCCCACUCGGCCGCCUGCUUCCCUGCCUGCCGCUCUUGUCUGCGCCCGUGACAUCCUUGCUCGGGACGCAGUGACCGUUUUUAAAUCACAAGGGCGUGGGUCAGCCUCCCCUAGGACUUCAUGUCUGUAUAUUUCCCCAUUCACUGCCCUGACUAUCUGAGAUCAGCCGAGAUGACUGAGGUGAUGAUGAACACCCCAUCCAUGGAGGAGAUUGGCCUCAACCCCCGGAAGGAUGGCCUUUCCUAUCAGAUCUUUCCUGACCCGUCAGACUUCGACCGCUGCUGCAAACUGAAGGACCGCCUGCCCUCCAUUGUGGUGGAACCCACAGAGGGGGAGGUGGAGAGUGGGGAGCUCCGGUGGCCCCCCGAGGAAUUCUUGGUCCAGGAGGAUGAGCAGGACAACUGUGAAGAGACGGCGAAAGAAAGCAAGGAGCAGUAGAGUCCCCGCCAGCUCCCAUGGGGUCACGCCAGACAGCAUCUCUACCUGAACUGUUCUUUCCCAGUAUGAUGGAAGGAGAGAGGGAGCCACCACAAUUCUGAAAAUGUCCAACGAUGGCUUCCGUUUGCACCUGCAAAUCACUGAGUUGGUUUUCUUUUCUUUUCUUUUCUCUUUUUGAAAUGUGUCGGGCAGUGGAGCCCUCUGCGACAAUUUGCAAGGCCUUCUGAGAAAGGAAGCUGCUUCGAGCAGGGGUGGGGGGUGUGGGGAAGUGGGUGGAUCUAUGAGAUCAUUAUCUGAACUCGAGCAGGCUAGAGGUUGUGGUGGGAUUCCAGUGGGCUCUGGGGGGCGGGGGGAUGGGGGAUGUACAAAGCAAGCAAAGAACAUUUGGGGUAAGAAAACAAUCAUGAGACAAAA